CAGCCGGCGAAGCAGUCUAGAUUCCCAACUCCCGGGGGAGCUCCGGUGGGCCGUGCCAUCGCAGAGGGAGGUAAACAGAACAGCCUAUUGUGUGCACGCUAGCGAACGGCGGCGCGGACACGGGGAGAGGAAGACGAUUCGGCGUGGAGGAAGAGAAGGAGCGAGCGAGAGAGAGAGGAGAGAGUUUUCAGUCAUGGUUUUACCGUGGAGGCGACCAGUACUGAGCGCGACGACGCCACGAUGAUGCUGCACGUUCUCCUCGGAUUGUCGCUGGCAGUGCUGGCCGAAGCGCAAGCGCCAUUGUGUUGCAAGACAGUCGUGGCGCCAUCCUGGUGCAAGCAUGCCUGCGAGCAGGUGCCGGUUCUAGUUAACAUGGAGAAGCGCAAGAGUAUGCUGUUGGAGAUAGACCUGCUAUGUCCCAAGUCUCAGGAAGACUAUUGGAUCUGCCUGAACGCUACCGUCGCAGCGACGUGGGGGAAGAACAGGGAAAACCUCAAGGGAAUAAAACCAGGCUCUCUUCCUCACCCGCGUGCUCUAAUCGUCUGCCAUCUCCUGCCAUCACUGCGCAUUAGCUUGCAUUACCCGCGUUUUUUUCCUAUUCCGCAUCGCGCGUUUUCUUUUUGGCUGCCGUAA
Molecule: messenger RNA, 633 nt
Organism: Priapulus caudatus
Lineage: Eukaryota; Metazoa; Priapulida; Priapulimorpha; Priapulimorphida; Priapulidae
Exons: 5
Coding region: 241-633 (130 amino acids)
Source: RefSeq, a predicted model, not a curated record